CGUUUAUGAAAAUAUGCGGUUUCGUGCUAAGGAAUAUCUGUUUACAUCUGGAGGCGAUGACCCAUUCACCGCCACCUGGAAGGUGGAAGGGGACCCCACUCCGGUAUGGCUUCUUCGAUAUCCGUCCUUUCAGUUGUUGGUGAAACGCAGGAGUGUGAGUAUGUGUUGUACCUUACACUUCAUUACACUGGCAUCGGGUCCCUGAAACAUACAGAUAUGAAGGGAACAAACAAAGCCACUUCAGAGACAUCGCAGAAUGUUGACCCAGCCUUCAGAAGUAUAUGUAAAGCAUCUUGGGCUUUUCUGAUUUGGCGAGUCGAGAAUUUGCAACUAGUGUCAAUCCCUAGAGAACAAUACGGUACAUUUUACGACGGUGAUUCUUAUGUGGUUUAUGCAGCUUCUGAAUAUGGAAAACACGUUGGCCCAAACACGAAGAACAAAGAGAUCCACGGUAAAAUGGAAAUGCACAUCCAUUUCUGGCUGGGUCAAAACACAAGCCAGGACGAAAGUGCUGUCGCCGCGUUCAAAAGCGUUGAACUGGACGAUUAUUUGGGAGGAACGCCCGUCCAGCACAGAGAGGUCAGAGGGUAUGAAUCGGCAAGAUUCAAGGCAUAUUUCAAAGACGGUAUAAGGGUAAUGAUUGGCGGAGUCGAAACCGGCUUGAAAACUAUUAACAACAACGUGGAAGCCAGGCUUUUCCGUGUCAAAGGAAGAAGAAGCCCCGUUCUCACACAGAUGCCAGCCGUUUCUUGGGACUAUUUCAAUUCCGGCGACGUCUUUAUAAUCGACACAAAAGACGUCGUGUUCGUCUGGUCCGGACGUACGGCCAAUUCAAUGGAAAAGCUUCAAGCCGCGAAGGUGGCGACCCAAUUCAAAGACGAGAGAAACGCUUUGUCUAUAGUUUUCGUCGACGACGGAAAAGAACUGGAACUAACCGUACCUGAACAAACACUACUCGGUUUCUAUCUGGAACUCAGCCCGUUGGCCAAAAGAAACAUACCAGACCACUCAGGUGAUGAUUUGCAGGUUGAAGCCAACAUCCGUUCGGCAUUGAAGCUUUAUAGGUGUACUGAUGCGGAUGGAAUUUACAAAGUAAUCGAAGUAAAAACUGGCGCUUUGGAGCAAAACGAUCUAAACCCCAAUGAUUCCUACAUCAUCGACAACGGCCCGUACCACAUUUGGGUCUGGGUCGGAAAACACGCUUCGGCCAAAGAAAGGGUCGAGGCAAUGAGGAACGGCCACGGUUUUUUGAAAAAGAAAAAUUACCCCGUGCACUGCGGGAUUACUCGGGUGGUCGACGGUGGGGAGCCGAUAGAGUUCAAAGUUAUCUUCACGUCCUGGAGAGAGGACGAAAUCAGGCCCAUCAUCAAGACGGUGAAUGCGGGCAACAGCGUUAAGCACGUUCCGAUCAAGUUGGACGCGGCCACUCUUCACAAUGACCCACACUUGGCUGCACAAGAGCAACUAUUGGACGACGGAGGUGGUUCAUUGACUGUUUGGAAAAUCAGAUCAACUUCGCUGGAAGAAAUGCCGAAGACAAACUGGAAUGUCCUGUACUCAGCCGAAAGUUAUCUCAUCCAGUACGUUUAUACCUUUGAGGAUAAAACUGCCAACAUUCUGUAUCAUUGGAAGGGAGAAGACAAAAUAGAAACAGAUAAAAACUCUCUUGGGUCUCUCAUGAUGUCGCAAGAAGUAUCUCUUUCCAAAUCGACGGUACAGGUGAGGACUUACCAGGGCAAAGAGCCUCCACACUUACUUGCUGCUUUUAAAGGAAAACUGGUCGUCUUUAAAGGAGCGCAGAAAACUUCACUGCCCAAGACUUUCCUCCUUCAAGUCAAAGGAAACCAGAUUUACAACACGUCUGCCUGCCAACAACUGUUAAAACGUUCCUCACUGAAUUCCAACUGUGUUUUCAUUUUGGGAAACGAAGAAAAUGUUUUUAUUUGGUGUGGAAAAGGUUCAACGGGAGAUGAAAGGGAAAUGGCCAAAAGCGUCGCCAAAUCCAUUAGUGAUGGUGAACUCGUGGUGCUUUACGAAGGACUUGAAAAGCCUGAUUUCUGGAAAAUCCUCGGUACCGAAGGGGUCUAUGCUAACGUAAGGAGUAAGAAACUUUCAAGCAAAGUAACUUCCACCAGGUUGUUUCAUUGUUCCAAUGCGAGUAGAACUUUUACCGUCGAAGAGAUAAUGAAUUUCCAUCAAAGCGACCUGAUCCAGGAAGACAUUAUGGUGCUGGAUGCAUUCCAUACACUAUUCAUAUGGGUCGGAAAUCUGGCCAAUAAAGAAGAGAAAAUCAAAGCAGUCGACUUUGCAUACGAAUAUCUAGAAACAGAUCCUUGCAAAAGAUCAUCAGAAGUCACUAUCAUUCAAAUCAACCAAGGUCAUGAACCGCCUAUUUUCACCGGGUUUUUCACUACUUGGGACAGUAAAUUUUGGACGACGAACAAAACCUUCGAAGAUCUCAGGAGAGAACUGGACGAACAAAAACCGGCCCUCCACGUUGAUCUCAUUGUUGCGGAAAGCUUGCCGAAUUUCUACGACUGUGACAAAUACCCUGUUGAAGUUCUGUUAGAAAAAGACCCGGAAAAACUCCCACCGGGCGUGGACUUUCAACACAAAGAGAUAUACCUGAGCCCAGAAGAUUUUUAUUGUACAUUCAACAUGAAAUAUCAACAAUUCACAGAGUUGCCAAAGUGGAAACAAGACUCCCACAAGAAAAACGUCGGCUUGUUUUAAUAAUUGUGUCGAUAAUGUCCUUCUGCAAAUUUUUCAGUCCAAUUCAUCCUACAGACAAUAUUCUGAGCCAUAUAUUGAACAAUUUAAUCCAGGACAAUUAAAGAUUCCUUUCAAAUGUCGCACCAUUACAAGAAUUUUUCAAUCGCGAUAAAUCUUUUGGCGUAAUGAAAUUGCCUGAAAUUGGUAAAACUUGGCGAACUGGACCACGCGCCAUGAAAGGACAUGGAGGGAUUGGCGGCGUCCUUACAUCAAAAGUUGGUCGAUCAAUCGUCAUAUACCGAACUGCCAAUUAAAAUUAUGGUCAGACAGUUUAACUAAAAAGAAAAAGAAAAUUGGAUGUCAAAGUGCUACUUC
Molecule: messenger RNA, 3087 nt
Organism: Cimex lectularius (bed bug)
Lineage: Eukaryota; Metazoa; Arthropoda; Insecta; Hemiptera; Cimicidae
Product: villin-1-like
Exons: 17
Coding region: 106-2733 (875 amino acids)
Biological process (GO): actin polymerization or depolymerization; cytoskeleton organization; barbed-end actin filament capping
Cellular component (GO): cytoplasm; actin cytoskeleton
Molecular function (GO): phosphatidylinositol-4,5-bisphosphate binding; actin filament binding
Source: RefSeq, a predicted model, not a curated record